AUGCCGAGACAACCAAGGGCCAGCAGCGGUUCUCACCACCAUCAACCCUACGCCAAUACGCAUGCGCAACAUCAACUUGGAGUCUCGCUUGCUCCUGCAUCCAUGUACACGGAACCCAGAAUGUCCAUCCCGGCUUCCAACAACUACUUUGACAUGUCUACCACGUCGGCGACCCCAUCUUCGUCCAUGCAAAUCCCUCCCCAGCACCAGCCUCACCAACUGCCGUCGGCGAGCUUUGACAACAAUGACUACAACACCAACCCUGCCCCUACUCUUACCCUCCCACCUUCCCACCGCCCAAGUUCGGGAGCAUGGACCCUCCAUGAUGACCAACAGCUCAUUGAAGCCCGAACCAAGGGACUUAACUGGAACCAAAUCAAGAACACCUACUUCCCCUCCAAAUCGGCUAACGCAUGCCGCAAGCGUCAUGAGCGGUUGUCCGAACGACGAGAUUCGGAUGAAUGGGACAACCGCAAAUUCCAGCGCCUAGCCAAGGAGUACAUGGCUAUGAGAAAGGAGAUUUGGAGCGGACUGGCGGCACGGACUGGCGAGAAAUGGACAGCUGUCGAGCACAAGUGUCUUUCGAAUGGCCUCAAGAACAUCCAAAGCGCAUCUCGCGCUGCGACCCGUCUCGAACGCCUCCACAGCCAGAGCGCUGCAGCAGCAGCUGGCGGCGGUCCACUUACAGGGUAUGAUGACGACAGCGGCAUUUCCGGCAUCGGCCUGACUCCUGUUGAUGAACUAGACGCAUCCUACAGUAGUCCCGUCACGAGCAUCAGCUCUUCUGGGGGACGAGCCGGCGGUGGUGGGGGAGUCCACUCGACCUCUUCCAGCUUCCAGCAACCACCACCACACGAUCCACUCGCACAUAUACCAUCUUCGGCUGUCUCGCAUCCACAACAAAUGCAGACUAUGGGAGAAGCCUCGAGUGCCAACUAUCUGAGUACAUUUGGUAUACCCUCGAACGGCAUGGGAGGUGGUACCUACGGUGCUCGUAGCAGUCAUCAUCACCAUCCUUCUGCUAUGCAAAAUCAACACCGGUACUCGUCAAGCGUCAGCUCCAACGCCAGCUAUGGGCCUGGCAACAGUGAAAACGGAGCCAGCCCCUAUGCAAAUGGUCAACAACGCAUGGCCAGUGUCGACAUGGGUAUUGGCUCUAUAAUCAAUCGAGGUGGUGGUGCUGGUGCUGGUCCCGGCAUGUGA
Molecule: messenger RNA, 1203 nt
Organism: Geosmithia morbida
Lineage: Eukaryota; Fungi; Ascomycota; Sordariomycetes; Hypocreales; Bionectriaceae
Product: SANT protein
Exons: 2
Coding region: 1-1203 (400 amino acids)
Source: RefSeq, a predicted model, not a curated record